AGAAGCGGAGCUGAGCCUCAUAUUUGGGCAUGGAGCAGGUUAUUGGAGGCCGGGGCCCCGUCAGCCGGGAGAUAACCCGCCUGAUAACGGCUCAAAAGGUGCUGCUGCCUCCAUUGGCUCCCGGCUACGGUGCUGCCUAUAUAUCCCCCUCCCCAGCCCCACGGCGAGGGGUCUGGGACGGCAGGAUGGUACCUGUCACGGUGCUGGGGCUUCUCCUGUGCGUGCAGCUCUGCGGGGGCACCGGGGAGCUGCGACUGGUGGACGGCGGCGGGCGCUGCGCCGGCAGGGUGGAGGUGAAACAUGACGGCGAGUGGGGCUCCGUCUGCGUCUACGACUUCGACAGGGAUGCCGAGUGGGCUACUGUUGUGUGUCGGCAACUGGGCUGCGGCUCGGUGGCCAAGGCAUCCCCCUACGCCCUGUUCGGGCAGGGCACCGGCCGGAUUUGGCUCCAUCCCUUCUUCUGCCGGGGCGAUGAGUUGAUGCUGCAGGACUGUCCCCAUUUCGGAUGGGGACAACAUUUCUGCGGCCACAAGUGGGACGUGGGGGUGAUCUGCACAGGGGCGGUGGAGCUGAGACUGGCAGCUGGGGGGCAUCCCUGCGCCGGGAGGGUGGAAGUGAAGCUGCAGGGACACUGGGGCUCGGUGGUGGAUGACAACUGGGACAUGGAGGAUGCCGAGGUGGUGUGCCAGCAGCUGGGCUGCGGCUCAGCCACCCACAUCUACGGCACCAGCGCCAUCGCCCUCUUCGGCAAAGGGGACGGUGCCAGCAGCCUGGCUGUGGUCAACUGCCGCGGGGACGAGGCCACGCUCUGGGACUGUGAGAUCCAUGGCUGGGGGCCCUACCUGGGCAUCCACGAAUUCGACACCGCUGUCGUCUGCCAAGGGUUUGCCCGGUUGGUCGGCGGUGACAGCGCCUGCGCCGGGAGGCUGGAGGUGCGGCGGGGCCGAGCCUGGACCAGCGUCUGCGAGGACGAUGUGGACAUCAAGGCUGCCGAGGUGGUCUGCCGGGAGCUGGGCUGCGGCACCGUGCUGCCCGUCCCUGUCUCCAGCCGGUUUGGGGGGGACACGGGGCCGCUCUGGGAGGCAGGGUUCAAGUGCACCGGCACUGAGACCCUCCUCGCCACCUGCGCCCGGCAGCCGUCCCCCAGGCAGGGGUGCACUGGCCACGCCAGUGUCAUCUGCUCCCCCUACACAGGUUUCCGGCUGGCAGACAACAACUCGGACUGUGCCGGGCGGGUGGAGGUGGAGAUGAGGGGGACAUGGGGGUCUCUGUGUGCCACCGGCUGGGACCUGCUCGACGCCCACGUCCUCUGCCACCAUCUCGGCUGUGGUCCCGCCGUCACCGUGCCCCCGGGAGGCUCCUUCGGUAUGGGGGACGGGCCGCUGUGGCGGGACACCUUCCGCUGCCGUGGGAGCGAGCGGCAUCCUGGCGAGUGCCCCACGGCAGUGCUGGGGGAGCCCGCCUGCCCCCCUGGCCACACCGCUGCUGUCAACUGCUCAGGCAUUGCCAAACCCCUGCGGCUGGUGGAGGGCGAGAGCCGGUGCGACGGGCGGCUGGAGGUCGCUGCAAGCCCCGGGACCUGGGCCCGUGUGCCAGCGGGGUUGGGGAACACCUGGGGUGCCAGCACGGUGUGCCAGGAGCUGGGCUGUGGCGUGCCAGAGAAGGUCUACACUGUGCCGAGCUCGGGCAGCGUGGGGUUGCGGUUUGCUGACGCCAAGGAGAACCUGACCCAGUACAACAUCUUGGUGACGACGGCCACGCCAACUGGCAGCCCCGAGGAGGUGGCUGUUGUCUGCUCGGGCAGCCGGCAGGUGAGGCUGGCGGGCAGCCCCCGGCGCUGCACUGGGAGGGUGGAAGUCUACAUCAAUGGCACCUGGGGCACCGUCUGCCAGGAAACCUGGGACAUCCUCGAUGCCACCGUCGUCUGCCGCCAGCUGGGCUGCGGAAUGGCGCUGGCGGCACCUGGCCCGGCUCACUUCGGUCCCGGCAUGGGGCCGCUGUGGCUGGAUGCUGGUAGCUGUGCCGGGACCGAGGAGUCUCUUUGGGAUUGCCCGGCCUCGGCACGGCACAGCUGCCAGCGCGGCGGCGGGGCAGCUGUUUGCUCAGAGCAGCAAUCCCUGCGGCUGGUGGGCAGCAGCGCCCGGUGCAGCGGGCACCUGGAGGUGUUCUACAACGGCACCUGGGGCCGCGUGUGUGCCAACGGCACCAGCCCCGCCACGGCCGCCGCCGUCUGCCAGGAACUGGGCUGCGGGAACCGGGGGAAGCUGGCGACCGCUCCAGCCCAGGACUUGGUCCCCGCCUGGCUGGCCUGGGUGGGCUGCGAGGAAGGGACCCGCUCGUUUUGGCGGUGCCCCUCGGCACCCUGGCACCUGCAGUCCUGCAGCCCCGGCGGGGAUGCCCACGUCGCUUGUGAUGAGGAUGGUGACAGCACGAGUGGGACACCCACCCCGUCCCCGGGAAGCCGCUGCCCAGACGGUGCCACUUGCACAGAUGUCCCCAGCAAGAGCACCCCAGUAGCACCAGUGAGGACCGUGUCGGUGCCCAUGGUCCUGUGCGUGGUCCUGGGGACGCUGCUGUGCCUGGCCCUGGGUGCCCUGGCCGUGCAGGCGUGCCGUGCCCGAGCUCAGUGCCAAGGCCAUGACAGAGCCGCAGACGCUGUCUCUGAUGGUGUCUACGAGGAGCUGGACUACACCAUGAUAGUGGAGUACCAGGAGGAGCUCACCCACUCAGGUUCCCUGUCAGAGAGGUUGAGGAUGAAGCUGCCGUAUUAUACCGGGGACAGCAUGGAGGAGAGUGACCCCAAGGCAGCCCCAGCCCAGCACGGCCCCCCGGAUGGUUAUGACGAUGCUGUGGCUGUGCUGGAAGAGUUCCACGCUCCCAACACGGGGGACAUCUCCGAGGGGGUGGCACAGAGGAGCUCGGGCUGUGUCCUACCCACAGGUGGGAGAUGCCCCCCUCCAAGCCCCCCAGGAGCCUCAAAGGACCCCCUGGCACAGCCCCUGGAGGACACAGACUAUGACGAUGCUGCCGUUGGCACUCUGAGGACAUCACUGUGAGGGUGCCCAGGCCACGCUGCAGGGUUCCCUGGGGACAUGCGUUCAGGAUGGCAGGGCUCUGUCCCCAAGGUGGAGUGGCCCUGGCCACGGAGGUCACCUCUCCCUGCCCAGGACCACGGCACAGCAGCAAACCAGCCCUUGUGCCCCUCCUGCGAGCAGGCGCCACAGGGAUUUUUUUUUUUUUUUUUUUUAAUUUCAUUGUGAAUUUCUCUUUUCUAUUAAAACCCCAAACUGGCUGGA
This is a messenger RNA of Tyto alba (common barn owl), 3296 nucleotides long. Its product is annotated as antigen WC1.1-like. The record is from RefSeq and is a predicted model, not a curated record. The transcript has 13 exons. Lineage: Eukaryota; Metazoa; Chordata; Aves; Strigiformes; Tytonidae. Gene Ontology annotation, cellular component: membrane. Bases 30 to 3056 code for a protein of 1008 amino acids.